This is a messenger RNA of Mycosarcoma maydis (corn smut), 1023 nucleotides long. RefSeq names its product TRAPP subunit TRS31. Gene Ontology annotation, cellular component: TRAPPI protein complex; TRAPPII protein complex; TRAPPIII protein complex. The record is from RefSeq and is a predicted model, not a curated record. Gene Ontology annotation, biological process: endoplasmic reticulum to Golgi vesicle-mediated transport. NCBI's taxonomy places the organism in Eukaryota, Fungi, Basidiomycota, Ustilaginomycetes, Ustilaginales. The transcript has a single exon. The coding region runs from base 1 to 1023 and encodes 340 amino acids.
AUGGCGACAACACCACGUGUAUCGGAGCGGUAUUCGGUGCAGACCAAUGCGAGUUCCAAUUCGGCUUCGGCUUCGACUUCGUCGCACGUCUACAGUCACACGCUCGCUAUGGUGGACGCGGGGUCUGGCGCAUCGUACUCGUUCGCUAGCGCAAGUAGUGGCGCAGAUGGAAUGCCGCCUGCUUUUUCCUCGAGGCGUACUUCGGCCAGCGUUCUCUCGAGCGCCGCCAGUUCGGCACAUCAAACAGCACUCAUGUCCACACCUUGCAGCACCAGAAAUACGUUGCCAGCUUCGGUACAGCGACAGAUGUCGUCGAGCUCAAGUACAGCACCCAGCAUAACAGGCAGGAUCGCUUCGUUGGCCUCAACCUCAACACCUCUGGAUGAGCCAAAUUCAUCGUACAAUUCGUCCGUUCAUCCUAACCGCUCGUCGGUGGUUCCGGAUAUCGUCGAACGACCACGCGACAAGACGCGCCAAGCCGAAGUUGGCAUGUCGUCGCUCAGCUUUCUAUUCGGCGAGAUAGUGAGCUACACGCAGAACAGGGUGACUGGCGUGAGCGAGCUCGAAAAGCGGUUGAGCUUGAUCGGGUAUACGAUCGGACAGAGGGUGUUGGCGAUCACGCUGCACAGACAGGAAAUGACGAGCAACGCCAAGAACCCCAAGAGAGAAACGCGCUUGCUGCCCGUAUUGCUCUGGAUCCACACGGCGUUUUGGAAAGCAGCGUUUGGCAAACCGGCCGACAGCCUAGAAAGGAGCACCGAACAGGGCAGAGCCGAUGAGUAUAUGAUCUCGACCAACGUCCCCUGCUUCAGUAGGACCAUCUGUGUGCCCAACGACAUGUCGCAGCUCUCGGUUGAGGCGAUCACCGCCGGCAUGGUGGAAGCGGCGUUGGAUGGGCUCGGCUUCCCAGCCAGAGUCACCGCUCACACUGUUCCAACGCCGCAGUUUCCAAAUAGAACCACGAUCUUGAUCAAGCUCGACAAGGCUGUCAUGGAUAGAGAGGACGCUCUGGCUGCUGUAUAG